Oldenlandia corymbosa var. corymbosa is the source of this 309-nucleotide messenger RNA. NCBI's taxonomy places the organism in Eukaryota, Viridiplantae, Streptophyta, Magnoliopsida, Gentianales, Rubiaceae. The record is from the annotation of a GenBank genome assembly.
AUGGAUGAAGUUGUUGAAGACUCAUUCAACUAUGAAGUUGUUGAGGAUUCAUUUGAUAAUGAAGUUGUUGAAGAUUCGCUUGAAGGUGAAGUUGAUGGACAUCCUUAUGAAGAAGCAAGAGAAAGAAAUAAUGAUAAAGAUGAAGUAAAAGGUACCAAAAUAACAUUACCGUUUGAUUUGAAUGAAUCGGGGACUCUUGAUUUCGACUUGAACGAAAGACCUGAUGAAUUAGGAGAAGACUUCGAACCAAAAGGAUGUGAAGAUCCAGUCAGAGAAAUGUUAAGGAUUAAUCUUCCCAAAUUUUUCUAG